Messenger RNA from Apus apus (common swift), 547 nucleotides. It is a transcript of the gene NDUFB11, whose product is annotated as NADH:ubiquinone oxidoreductase subunit B11. The coding region runs from base 38 to 439 and encodes 133 amino acids. The record is from RefSeq and is a predicted model, not a curated record. The transcript is spliced from 3 exons. Lineage: Eukaryota; Metazoa; Chordata; Aves; Apodiformes; Apodidae.
CCGGAGGCGGUGGGGCCGGGGAUUUCCGGCGAGGAAGAUGGCGGCGCUGGGGAGGGCACUGCGGGCGCUGCGGGCCGGCGUUCGGGGCCGCUCGACGGGACCCGCUGGGUCCUUGGCGCUGCCGCGGGCGCCGCUGGGAGCCGAUCCCCACGAGGAAGAGCCGAUGUUGGUGGCGCAGAGGAAGAACCCGGAUUACCACGGCUUCUCCGCCGAUCCGGAUGUCGAUGUCCUGAACAUGCGGGCGGUUUUCUUCGCCGGCAUCUCCGUUGCCAUCGUCCUCGGCUCCGUCUUCAUCCAUUACCUGCCUGACUAUGGGCUGCAGCAGUGGGCCCGGCGGGAGGCUGAGCGGCUCGUCCGGGAGCGAGAGAGUCGGGGGCUGCCCCUGCUGGACUCCAACUACUACGACCCUGCCCGCCUGGCCCUGCCCCCCCCCGAAUGAACUCUGGAUGCCUUGGUUCCCUCCUGGACACCUGGGUGCCCUUUGUGAGAGGAGGUGGGGGGCAGGGUUUGUUCCUGCUGUUAAUAAAGCAUUGGGGGCUCUGCUGGA